This is a messenger RNA of Dermatophagoides pteronyssinus (European house dust mite), 6405 nucleotides long. RefSeq lists its product as uncharacterized. Gene Ontology annotation, molecular function: transcription cis-regulatory region binding. Gene Ontology annotation, cellular component: nucleus. NCBI's taxonomy places the organism in Eukaryota, Metazoa, Arthropoda, Arachnida, Sarcoptiformes, Pyroglyphidae. The record is from RefSeq and is a predicted model, not a curated record. Gene Ontology annotation, biological process: regulation of transcription by RNA polymerase II.
UUUAUUAUCGGUGACGAUUAGUGUAAAGGUUUUUUGUUCUGUUCUCUGUCUUUUUUUCUCGUCUUAAUUUUGUGAAAAUUUGAAAUAUUUUUUCCGACAAGUUUUUGGCUAUUUGGAUAAUCAAAUCCAUCUAUGACAAUGAAGAUGUCAAACGAUGAACCAAAUGUUCUAUCAAUUGGUACUGAAGUUAGUGCCAAAUAUAAAGGUGCAUUUUGUGAAGCACGAAUAAAAAAAGUGAAUCGUAUUUUACGUUUAAAAGUAACAAUAAAACCAUUGACAACACCAAUAACAAUAUCGGAUAAUGAAGUUGAAAGUGGUCGUAUUCGUAUUGGUGGUCAAAUUCUAGUAAAACGUUCGAAUAGUAAUAAUAGUUCACAAUCAAUACCCGGAACUAUAAAUAAAAUUUUAGAUCAAAGUCUUUAUACGGUUGUAUUUGAUGAUGGUGAUGAAGCAACAUUAAAACGAUCAUCACUUUGUUUAAAAUCUGGAAAACAUUAUUCUGAAAGUGAAUCAUUAGAUCAACUACCAUUAACAAAUCCGGAACAUUUUGUAAAUCCAGUUAGACGUUGUCGUCGUGCCCGACAAUCAUCAUCAUUUACAUUAUCACCAUAUCAUAAACAUCAUUCAAGAAGAAAACAACAACAAAAACAGCAACAACAAGAACAACAACAAACGACAGAUAAUGCAAAUUCAGAUAAUGAUUCCAACAAACCGAAUCGAAAUGAUGGAAUGGAAAAACAGCAACAGCAGCCUGAAACAUCAUCAACAUUGAAAAAAUCACAACGAAAAUCGAAAAAAUCAUCAAUUCAAAUUGCAGCAGCAACAUUGAAUCAACAACAACAACAUUCAACAGAUGUUGGAAAAGUUGUUUGCGUUGAAUAUGGUGAUAAACGUGGUUUCAAAAAUAUCAAAGAUAUUUGGUUUCCAGCUUUUGUUGUUUCCGUUUCUAUUUCAACUGAUAGUGUUGGUGGUGGUGGUGGUAGUAAUAGUAACAGUAGCGCAAGUAAUAGCCGAUCAUCCGUAAAAGAUAAUAAUCAAAAUGAUAUGAUGAUUGAAUAUAAAGUAAGAUCAUUUCGUGAUGAUCGUUAUUAUGAUGUUUGUAAAAAAGAUGCUCGAAAAUUUGAUCAUGAUACAAUACGAUCAACAUAUCGUAAUAUGGAUUAUUCCAUUGAAUUACAACAAGCAAUUGAAAAAGCAUUAAUUUAUUUGGAAUCAUCAAAAUUUCCAUCAAAUUGGGAUGAUAUGGAUAUUGUUGUUCAACAACAACAACAACAACAGUCUCUUUCAUCAUCAUCAUCAUCAAUAAUGAAUAUUGAAGAUGAUGAUACAUUGACUAAAGAUUCAAAUUUUGAACAAAAUGAUAAUGAUGAAGAUGAUGAUAAUGGUGAUGAUGAUGAUAAUGGUAGUCAACGACAAAGUGAUGAAGAAGAUGAUGAUUCAAAUGAAGAUUUAGAUGACGAUGAUGAUGAUGAUAAUAGUUCAGAAUCCGAUGAUUCUGAUAUCGAUAGUGAUGAUGAUGACGAUGAUGAAGAUGAUGAUGAUGAUGAAGAUCCACAAGAACGACAACGACGACAACAAAAGCAAUCAGAAGAACGAGAUGUUUUUGUUGCAAAAUUAUAUAAAUUUUGGGAUGAUCGUGGUACACCUAUAAAUGAAUGUUUAAUGGUACUUGGUGAACAAUUAAAUCUUUAUCGUUUACAUCAAAUUGUACAUAAAAUGGGUGGUCUAAAUCGUGUUAAUAGUCGUAAUCGUUGGAAACAUGUUAUCAAUAAACUUGGUAUUGGUGGUGGUGCAGGUGAUCAUACACAAUCCGAACGUGAAUCAGCUAUUAUGAAAUUGAAAUCAAUUUAUAAAAAUUAUUUACAUCCAUUUCAUGAGUUAAAUCGAAAAUUAGGACCAUCACCGGUAUUAUUAAUUGAUACUGUUCGUACAACGAAUGCAAGGCCAUCUAGAGGUGAACGUAAAAGAGAAAAAGAACGUUCACGUUUAAAUUCGGUUAGUUCAAGUGCAAGUUCCACACCAGCACCACAGCCACAACAGCCUCCACCACCACCAACUUCGAUUUCAUCAAUAACAGCGACGACAAUAAUAACAACAAUGGUAACAUCGACAACAGUCCAAUCAUCUUCAAUGACAGCAUCUUCAGCCACACCUACAACAGCAACGAGUGGAAAUGUUGUUGGUGGUGGUGGUCGAAAAUCUUCGAUUUCAUCAUCGACGAAUAAACAUUUAUCAACAGCAAUAGCUAAUUCAUCUUCAAUGACAACUGGUUCCGGUAUAGAUAAUUCAACUACAAUUGGUCAACAAAGUGGUACAAGUGCAACAACUACAGUAUUAAGUAGUGGCCGUAAUAAAUCAUUGGAUAAAAAUAUUGGCAUUUCAAAUGUGAGAAAUAGUGAUGUAGGUGAUGAAGAAGAAGAAGAAGAUGAUGAUGAUAAUGAUAACGAUGAAAAACCACCACUGUUUCCAUCAACAACAACAUCAUCAUCGACUGCGAAUGUUACUGAAAUGUUGACAUCAACGACAGUAAAACAAAAACCAUUGGAGCAAUCUCAAUCAUCGCAUUCUUCAUCAGGUUCCGGUGGUGGUGUAUCAUCAUCGAAUAAUAAUCAAGAUGAUUCUAUACAAAAACAAUCCACUGCUUUAAAAGAAAAAAUGGAAGAAAGAAAACGACGUCGAAAAUUUGUAAAUCAAAGAUCUGGAUUAGAUUUUUCAUCAUUUGCUGGAAAACUGGUAUUGAUAAAAGAUGGUGAUAAGAAAGUAUUAAUGCCAUAUGAAGAAUUUCGUCGUAAAAAUGGUGAACCAGAUACGAAAAAUAUUAAAAUCAAUGAUUGUUUAGAAGUAUUAUAUGGAAAAGGACGUGAAAUGGAAAUAUUUCGUGCAAAAGUGUUGAAAAUUGAACAAAAAUUUUCCAAUCCAGUAUUUUAUGUUCAUUAUCAUGGUUGGAGUACUAGAUACGAUGAAUGGAUAAAUUCAUUGAAAAUAACGAAAUUAUUAGAUGGUGAAUGUCCAACAAAACGAACAAGAAAUAAACGUAAUAGUAAAGUAAUUGAUUCAAUGCAAACAACAACAGUGUUGAAUAAACGUUUAGCAUCGGAUACAGAAGAUUUACGAUCUGCUGCAUCAGGUAUUGGUGGUGGUAGUGGAUCGCAACGAAAAUCUUGGACCGGUAAUAAUAAUAAUGAUAGAAUAACGUCAGCAUCAGAAUCAUCAUCAUCAAUAUCCGAAACGAAACGUACCCGAAUUAAGGAUGAUAAUAAAGAUUCAAGCAAUGUAUCGACGUCAACAACAACAACACCUACAGGUAGAAUAAAAAUCGAAGAACAACAAUCUACACCAUCUACUGGUGUUGGUUCUAGACGACGAACAUCAUCUUUAUCGAUAAAAAAUGAUCAGCAAAAAAUUGAACGAUCAAUAUCGAUAUCAUCAACGACAACAACAACAAAACGAACAACAUCCAUAUCGAAAUCAACGGAUUCAACAACAACAAUAACACGAAAAUCAAAUAAGCGAAAUGAAGAAUGUGAUCGUCAAGAUGAUAAUGAACAACCACCACCAUCUUCAUCAUCGAGAUCAAAUCGAAAGGAUUCAAUUGGAAAUAAUAAGAAUCAAGAAUCGAAAAAUUUGACAAAUGAUGAUCAAACUACAACGACGACUGCAACUAAAAAUAGUCGACGAAAAUUGAUUCCAUUAAUGGAUAAAGUAGCAGCCAAUAGUGGUGAUGGUGAAACAUCGACGGCAACAGAAAUAUCGACAACCGAACAACAAACAAAAUCUUCAACAACAAAAGGGAAGCAAACGGCUAAUGAUGCUUAUGAUUUUAUUGAUGAUGAUGAUAAUGAUAAUAAGAAUAAUGUAAUUAUUGAAGAUCGAAAAUCACCGGUAAAAAUGUAUAAAAGUUUUAUUAUAUCGGAUCUGACUAGAAAAGAAGAUCAAGUAGAAAAAGAAAUAACACCACCACAAUCAUCAACAUCUCUUCCAAUAUCAUCAUCGACAAUCGAUGUUGCUAGUGUCACCACUGCCACCGCCGCCGAAUCGAUUUCUUCAGAUAUGAAAAUAGAUGAUGAAAAUAUCCAGGUUAAACAUGAAGAAGAAGAAGAAGAAAAAGGUGAUAAUAUUGUGGUGGUAGAUAAAAAAUCGAAGCAAAGUGUGGAUGAAAAUAUGGAAAUUAUCGAUGAUGAUAAUAAUGAUGAUGAUUUACAACAAGCAUCAAUAUUAUCAUUGAACAAUAAUGAUGAUCAAGAAGUAGUGGAUAUACUUUCGGCUACUGUAAAAUCAUCAUUUGAUGCUUCGACUGUGGAUGAUGGUACUGAUAUUCCUGAAUCAGGUGAUAAUGAGCAACGACAACAGCAACAACAUUCGGAUGAAAGUAGUGAUGAUGGUGAUCGUGAUUCACCUGGUCAAUUAAUUGUUGCUGAAGAUGAUGAUAAUGAUGGAGCAAUUGCUGGUAAUGAAAAUCAAAAAGAUGAUAAUAAAAUUGAUUCAAUAAAAUCAAUUCCAGAUGAUCAAAAACGAUCCACACCUAUUAAAAAUGAUAUUAAACAGCAAAAUGAAUCGAUAAAAAUUCUUGAAACAUCAUUAUCAUCAUCGAAACCGGUUGAAACAAAUCCAUUACUUUGUUCGGAAAUAUUACCGGCCAGUCCACCACCACCCCUACCGCAAUCAUCUGCACCAAGUUCAUUGGGAACAGCAACUACAAGACUGAUUUCAGGUGGUGAUGAUAAUGAUAAUAAUGAUAAUGAAGGAUUCAUUUCAAGACGAUCAGCAUUUGAACCAUUACAACAAUCAUCUGGUGGUAGUAAUCUAUUACCAUUUUCAUCUUCGAAUUUUUCAAGAAAUUUAUCAUCAUCAGAAUCAAUAGUAGCCGGAACUAGUAAUUUAUCAACAAAAAAUCAAAUGGAUGUUGAUGAUGAAGAUGAUGAUGAUGAUUUAGAUAUUGAUGAAAUGGAUGAUGAAUUAGAUAUAACUGCUGGUAAUGAAGCUGAUGUUGAUGAAUUUGAAGAUGAUUUCAAUGAUGAUGAUGAUGAUAUUGAUCAUCGUCGUAAACGUCAUCGAACAAUGGAACGUUCAAAUAUUUCUGGAACUGUUGGUGGCAGUACGACACAACUAACACCAUCAAGACGUCGUGUAACAAUGGAACAACGUAAACGUCGUAAUCGUCAAUCAUCAUCUAAAGGAUCUAGUGGUGGACAUCAUCAACAUCAUCAUCAUUAUCAUCAUCGUCAUCAUCAUAAUUUAUCAUCACAAGAAUCAUCACAAGAUGGUGAUGAUCAUAGUAUGGAUGAUGAUGAAAAUAAUAAUAACAAUAAUAAAUCAAUUGUUGAUAAUGUUGAUAUUGGUGGUGGUCAACAAUCAACAUCGUCUGCUAAAUUAUCUGAUCGUAAUAAUAAUAAAGGAUUGAAGACUGUUUCUGGUAAUAUAUCUGUUGGUACAACACGUAAACGUCUUAUGUCAGCAUCCAAUGAUCAUUUAUUAAUGAAAAAUGAUGAUGAUUCAUCAUCUGGUAGUCAAAAUAAUCAAAAUAAUAAUAAUAAUAAUCGUAAUGAUAAAGAAAAUCAGAAAACAUUUGUUUCACCUAAUCAUCAUCAUCAUCAACAAUCACCAUUAUUAUCAUCGGGUAAAAAAAGACGUCGUGGACGUAUGCGUACUGUAUCACAAUCAGAAUUGCCCACAACACCGACAAGAUCAGAAUCAUCAUCCACUAAUAUCACUACCACUUUAGGUCAUCAACAAUUAUCAAGUAGUGGACAAAAAUCUGGUUGUAAAACAAGAGGUCGACAUCGUAGUGGUGGUAAUCAAUAUUUAUCAAAUAAUAAUAAUUAUCAAUAUGAUACAUUUUUAUUACGAUCAUCAUCAAAUAAUAUUAAUAAUGAGCAACAGCCAUCAUCAUCUAUAUAUGAUCAUCAUGGAUCAUCAUCAUCGUUAGCAAAUUUUAUUGCUGGUGGCGGUGGUAAACCACAACCAGUUGAUUAUGAUUUAUUGAAUAGUUAUAAACCAAUUAGUCGUUUUAAUUUUCUUACACCAAUUGAUCUAUCAUUAUCUUCGGAUGAAAAAUGUAAAGAAAUGAUGAAUCGUAUGCGGGAGAUGAAAAAAAUAUUUAAUGAAUAUAAAAGAAAAUUGGCUGCAUACGAGAGGAAGAAGAAAAAAAUUUCUAAAAAAUCAAAAAAUAAUGAACGAAAGCAGCAACGAGAAUCAAAAAAUUCAAAUCAGGAAACAAAAUCCACAAAUGAACAAGGCCGUGCAUCACGUUUAAAAAGAGAUUCAAUUACAUCAUUAUCCACUAAUAAUACCACCAUCACCACACAAUCAUCAUCGAUCUCCUCUGAAUCACAGCAACAACAACAGACAACGGAAAUCAAUAAUGAUCUACCACCGUCAACAAGAAAAUCAAGUAUUGAGUCAUAA